UAUGAUGAAUCGAACUGAACCGAGGGGAUAACCAAACUCGACUUAGAAAGCUUCUGAUCGGUCCAACUCUCUUAACUGAAACCAAACCGGAAACCUUUUAUCUCUCGGUUUGGUUCGGUUCAGAUUAUUACUGCAGGCCUAGAAAGAAAUGUUGAAUGCCCGUACCAACCGCUUGGUUUAGUGAUCAUGUGAAAAUGAGUAAACCAAAUUGAAAUCCCUAGAUUUGCGAGAGUGGAUCGGUCAUAGAGCUCAGUUUACGGUGGUGAAUCCAGUGAGCCAUGAGCCAUGAGACCACAAUUGGAGAAGAUGUGAAGCAAAAGCAGAUCGAGAACCAUGUAGGCUUGAAACUCUCUUCUUCUUCUUCUUCUCCUUCAAUCUCUCUCUUACCAAAACUAAUCUCGUUUGCUAUUGCUCUAUCUCUUACAUCCUCUUCCCCUGCCUUAGCCAUUCCUUCUUUCUCCUCUUCUCAGCCACUCACCACUCCUUUCAGUACCCAAUCCAAGUUUGUGCAGAUUGGUCUUCUCAAUGGCAAAAUUAGACCUUGCCCUUCCACGAACCCAGGUUGUGUAUCGACGAAUCCGACCUCAUCUUCCUUCUCAUUUCCAUUGACGAUCCGUGAAACCGAUGCACAGGAUCCCAUUUAGGUCUUUGAUUGUUGCUAUUAAGCACAUUUAAAAAAAACGUUAUGCUUUUUUAUUGUUGCUAUAAGGUGAGAGGGUCUUUCCAAGAUAUUAGAUGUUAAAACUCUAUCUUUACUUACGCAGGAACUUUUGACAAUCUAA
Arabidopsis lyrata subsp. lyrata is the source of this 782-nucleotide messenger RNA. Its product is annotated as thylakoid lumenal 17.9 kDa protein, chloroplastic. The coding region runs from base 279 to 644 and encodes 121 amino acids. The record is from RefSeq and is a predicted model, not a curated record. The transcript has 2 exons. NCBI's taxonomy places the organism in Eukaryota, Viridiplantae, Streptophyta, Magnoliopsida, Brassicales, Brassicaceae.